Labrus bergylta (ballan wrasse) is the source of this 1275-nucleotide messenger RNA. The record is from RefSeq and is a predicted model, not a curated record. NCBI's taxonomy places the organism in Eukaryota, Metazoa, Chordata, Actinopteri, Labriformes, Labridae.
AUGAAAACUCACUUCCCCACCGGCAAUUACGCCUGCCCUCGGUGUGACAGCAGGUUUAAACUCUUGAUGUCUCUCAAGCAGCACUUAAAAAGAACCUGCUUCGAGUACGGGCAGCGGCAGGUGGAUCCGAGAAGCCGGACCAAUCCAAAAACCUCUACAAGUGUGACAAAUGUGGAGAAGCGUUUAGCUGUACUGCAGCGUGUGCAGGAAGGUGUUACGGGACGCAGCAGCGUUGGCGAGGCACAAGGCCUCCCACACGUUGUUUCAGUGUACCCGCUGCGAGGAGACCUUCACGCUUUUAAGCCCUUGCUCAAGCACUGCCAAAACAUCCAUGAAAUCAACAAGCCGUUCAGAUGCAACCGCUGUUCGAAAACGUUUUCCAAGCUGCGCGUUCUGAUCGCUCACGAGUGGAAGCAUACGGGUCACCUCCCGUUCCAGUGCGCUCAGUGCAGCUUGAGAGUGAAAACAGACGCAGAUCUCGUCUCGCACCAACGAGUCCACACGAGAGAGAAGCCUUACCUGUGUGCGGAGUGCGGCAAGACUUUCGCCCAGAGGUCCAACCUGCUGCGACACUUAAACCUCAUCCACAGCGAGUCCCGAAACGAGAAGAAGUACUCGUGCUCCGAGUGUGAGAAAUCCUUCAAAGAGAAAUCCUCCCUGAAGAAACACCAGAGGAGCAAACACUUUGAAACCCUGACGCAGUUAUUCCGUCAUCCGUGUCAGUACUGUGGAAAGAUGGUCGCUGCUUCUACCAUCGCCAGACAUAAACUAAUCCACACGGGAGAGAGACCCUUCAAAUGCACCGUGCCCGAAUGUGAGAACUACUUCAGGUCGACCUCUGAGGUGAAGAGGCACGUCCUCAUUCACCACACCACGGAGAGGCCGUAUAAAUGUGACGACUGUGGGAAGGGCUUUGUGAAAAAGUGUUACCUCAACAGUCAUGCCAAGAUUCACUCGGGAGAGAAGCCGUUUGUCUGUCACUGCUGCGGCAAAGCUUUCCUGAAGCUCUACAGCAUGCAUAGACACAAGAGACUGGUACAUACGGUCGAAACAAAGUGAAACUGAGCGCUGAUGAUGCUCUGUUUACCAGCUGUGUUUCUUGGGCCCGCGAAAAGAAGUCUACGACACAAUGAGACUACAUCUCUGUGGAUUCAUAGCCCCCUCAUCUCUUCUUCCACACACCAUGACGUUCAUUUUGUAAAUGACGGUCCUUUUUAGAGUCAAAAACAGUCACGUUACACGCUGUCUAGUUUGUUCCUUGAAAACGUUUUAGUG